Eremomyces bilateralis CBS 781.70 is the source of this 1856-nucleotide messenger RNA. Its product is annotated as ornithine aminotransferase. Gene Ontology annotation, molecular function: L-ornithine transaminase activity; pyridoxal phosphate binding; identical protein binding. Lineage: Eukaryota; Fungi; Ascomycota; Dothideomycetes; Eremomycetales; Eremomycetaceae. The record is from RefSeq and is a predicted model, not a curated record. The coding region runs from base 228 to 1592 and encodes 454 amino acids. Gene Ontology annotation, cellular component: cytoplasm. The transcript has 4 exons.
CGGCUCAUGUUUUCUUUCAUUCCGUCCGCUGCGUUUCUCCAGGUCAAUUUCCGUUUAUUCAUCGGUUCCUUAGGUUUCCUCGGUGGCAAUUGAUAUUCCAUACUCGUUCUAUAAUACAUGACGUGUUGAACCUUGAAAGAAAGAACUUUCCCACAUACACGACAUUCACGACCACUAGAUCUGCGUUCUUCAAUCAAGACAGAUAGCAACAUACCUUGACCGUCAACAUGGCGCCCUCCGCGACAACUCAACCACUCGUUCAUGCGAGUGGCUCGAACCAACCGACCAAGGACGUAUCCCAGUUCCAUUCCUCAUCCACCGAAAACGCCUUUGCCGCCGAAGCACAAUAUGCCGCCCACAACUACCACCCCCUGCCUAUCGUCUUCGCCAAAGCCAGUGGCUGUUCAGUCUGGGACCCCGAAGGCAACCACUACCUCGAUUUCCUCUCCGCAUACAGCGCCGUCAACCAAGGGCAUUGCCAUCCCGAGCUGGUGAAGACGCUGACGGAGCAGGCGUCGCGGCUGACGCUCAGCAGCCGCGCGUUCUAUAACGACGUGUUCCCGAAGUUCGCGGAAUUCGUGACGAAAUUUUUCGGGUACGAGAUGGUGCUGCCGAUGAACACUGGAGCGGAAGCGGUGGAAACCGUAGUAAAGAUUGCGAGGAAAUGGGGUUAUAAGAGCAAGAAGAUUGAGGCGGGACAGGCUAUCGUUUUCAGUGUGGAGAACAACUUCCACGGUCGGACGUUCGCGGCAAUUACCAUGUCAACAGAUCCGGAGUCGAGGGAGAACUAUGGGCCAUAUAUUCCGAACCUAGGAUGCAUCAACCCCAAAACCGGCAAGCCGAUUCGAUUCGGUAAUGUCGACGACGUUCGAGAAGCAUUCGAAGCGCAUGGGAAAGACAUCGCAGGAUUCCUAGUCGAACCAAUCCAAGGCGAAGCAGGCAUCGUCGUCCCGGAUGACAGCUACCUGCGAGAGAUCCGAAAGCUCUGUGACAAGCACAACGUGCUAAUGAUUUGCGACGAGAUCCAGACUGGUAUCGCAAGAACGGGUAAACUCCUGUGUUGCGAGUGGAGUGGCGUCAAGCCAGACCUUGUGCUGCUCGGCAAGGCCAUAUCUGGAGGCAUGUAUCCAGUGUCCUGCGUCCUUGGCUCUAAGGAAGUAAUGCUCACGGUCGAACCUGGAACACACGGUUCGACUUAUGGUGGGAAUCCACUUGGAUCAGCGAUCGCGAUCCGCGCAUUGCAGCUCGUCAAGGAGGAGAGGCUCGUUGAGCGAGCGCAAGAACUCGGCGAGAAGUUUCGUCAGGGCCUCGCUGCCAUGAAUAGCCCCUUAAUCACGACUAUCCGUGGGAAGGGGUUGUUGAAUGCUAUUGUUAUCGAUGAGUCGAAGGCAAAUGGACAUACCGCAUGGGAUUUAUGCAUGCUGUUCAAGGAGAAAGGGUUGCUUGCAAAACCAACCCACCAGAAUAUCAUCCGCCUGGCGCCACCCUUGGUGAUCACGGAGGAAGAAAUUGCCACAACACUGGAUAUCAUCCGCGCGGCGCUUAUCGAACUGCCAAAGACACCGGCCAAUAAUCAUGCCGAUGGACACUAAGAUAGAGUUGGUCAAGGUAAUAACAGGAGCGACGCCCGUCUUGGAGAGUUGGAACUUGGAAGAGCAUAAACACUCAAUAUGCCAGAUUGCCCAGUCUCGACUCUUUCGAGUGCUGAGGCAAAUCUACCUAUUGUUAGUGGAGAAAUUAAGGGUGAGAUGAUGAGCAGUAGUGAAGCACCAGGAAUGCAACUUUCACAACGUUAAGGUUGAUGCAUCCACUCUCUCCAACACUUGCUUGUAUGACGAACACGCCGUCCCACGAAA